AUGGAGGAAUUAGAUGACAUUCAGAUCCAUCCAGACUAUCCAAAUCACAAAGUACAGAUCGGUGCACACCUCGAAUAUGAUAUUCGAGCUAAGCUGAUUGAAUUUCUUACAGAGAAUCAGGAUUGCUUCGCAUGGUCACACGCCGAUAUGGUAGGGAUAGAUCCAGAAGUUGUUGUCCAUCGACUCCGGGUCGACCCGAAUCACGAGCCUGUCAGACAGAAAAGAAGGAAGUUUGCGCCCGAGCUUAAUCGUAUCAUAAACGAUGAAGUUCAAAAGCUUAUCGACGUAGGCUCCGUUCGUGAGGAUCCUUUCCCUCUCCCGCACAUCGACAUACUGGUUGAUUCUACUGCCGGGCAUGAACUCCUCAGCUUCAUGGAUGCCUUCUCAGGCUACAACCAAAUUCUCAUGCAUCCGGACGAUCAGGAGAAAACCUCAUUCAUAACUAAAAGAGGAUCAACAUACCAAAGGUUGGUAAACAAAAUGUUCACCGCUAUGCUGGGCAAAACUAUGGAAGUCUACAUUGAUGAUAUGCUAGUGAAAUCAUUGAAAGCUGAAUCCCAUCUGGAGCACUUGCGAGAGGCAUUCGAAGUGCUCCGAAAAAGCAAAUCCGGAUCAAAUUCGGUCGGUCCUCCAUAUCCUAUCUCCGAUAUCAGGAAGGACGUGCAAAAGCUGACCGGAAGAGUAGUGGCCCUAAGCAGAUUCAUCUCACGCUCAUCCGACGGGUGCCACAACUUUUUUAGUAUUCUUCACAAAAACAAGGACUUUGAAUGGUCGGUCGAGUUGGAAGAAGCCUUGCGACAACUGAAACAUUAUUUGGUAUCGGCACCAUUACUUUCCAAGCCAAAGCAGGUCAGGGAGGAAGACGGUCGACAGUUGCCGGUCUACUAUGUCAGCAAAAGCCUACUUGAUGCAGAAACAAGUGAACAUGACAUUGUGUUCCAACCCCGGACGACGAUGAAGUCUCAAGUGUUGGCUGACUUUGUAGCUGACUUUACUCCACCAAUCGAGGCCCAAGCGAAGCACGAGUUGUUGUGUCUAACAGAGCAUCCAGAAGGGACGUGGUUUCUCUCGGUUGAUGGUUCCAGCAACAUGAACGGAAGCGGGCUCGGAGUCGUUCUCACUUCACCCUCUGGGGAAAUAAUGCAGCAGUCCAUCCGUUGUGGGUUUCGAGCUACCAACAACGAAGCUGAAUACGAAGCUCUUAUUGCUGGAUUGGAGCUUGCAAAAGAACUUAAGGUAAGAAAAAUUUUUGUUCGGUCGGAUUCACAGUUGGUCGUUAAUCAAUUACUUGGGACUUAUCAGGCUCGCGGAGCCAACAUGAUGACAUAUUUGGAGUUAGCAAAGAAGCUUCGAGACUCGUUCGAGGAAUUCGUUAUAGCGCAAGUGCCACGUCUCGAAAACUCGCAUGCUGAUGCACUAGCUAACUUGGGAUUUGCCCUACAGAAAAACGAGCCACAAAUUAUACCAGUUGUACACCUCGAAGUCCUGGCAACCGAGGAUGUUGAUAAAGUCCUUACAAUUUUCACCGAAGACAGCUGGAUGACCCCCUUGAUCAAGUACAUUGACAAAGGAGAGUUGCUGCUCGACAAGAAAGCAGCCCGACGACUCAGGGCGGGAGCUGUUCGGUUCACCAUUUACGAUGGUCAGCUUUAUAGGAAGUCGUACUCCGGUCCAUUGCUCCGCUGCGUAACUACUAGGCAAGGUGGAGACAUUCUUUUAGAAUUACACGAGGGAGAGUGGGGAAACCAUUCAAGUGGAAGAAGUCUGGCCAAUCGAACCCUAACGAGCGGCUACUUUUGGCCUACGAUGCGAGCAGAUGCUGCUAACUUCGUCCGACUAUGCUCGCACCAUGGCCCUUCAUGCAUUGGGGAAUGGAUAUUGUUGGCAAAUUGCGGGUCGCCUCCAGACAAAGGGUUCGGCAUUCCAAAGAAGAUAACGACCGACAAUGGCUCCCAAUUCCUGAGCGAUAAAUUUCAAAAAAGGCUCGAGGAUGCCAAAGGCAAAUGGGCGGAGGAGAUACUGGGAGUAUUGUGGUCGUAUCGAACGACGGCCAAAACUCCGACAGGGGAAACUCCAUUUUCACUUGUAUAUGGGUCGGAAGAGGUCAUUCCCGUCGAGAUCGGGCUCCCCUCAGCCAGAUGUCAAUGGAUUAGCCAGAGUUCGAAUGACGAAUUGCUAGAGAAGAAUCUUGACACGAUUGACGAACUCAGAGAGGAAGCAAGGAUUCGAACGGCAAUCUAUCAGCAAAAGAUGGCGCAUCACUAUAACAAAAAUGUUAGAACCCGAAUAUUUCGAGUUGGAGACUUUGUACUUAGAAAAGUCUUUCAGAACACCAAAGAGCAUGGGGCAGGAAAACUUGGGAAGGACCCUAUCAGAUUAGGGAAGUUGUCGGACGAGGAGCAUACAAGCUUACAUCCAAAGACGGUUGGAAAUUGA
Messenger RNA from Tripterygium wilfordii, 2436 nucleotides. RefSeq lists its product as uncharacterized. The coding region runs from base 1 to 2436 and encodes 811 amino acids. The record is from RefSeq and is a predicted model, not a curated record. NCBI's taxonomy places the organism in Eukaryota, Viridiplantae, Streptophyta, Magnoliopsida, Celastrales, Celastraceae. Gene Ontology annotation, molecular function: RNA-DNA hybrid ribonuclease activity; nucleic acid binding. The transcript is spliced from 8 exons.